CUCAAACUCCUGAGCUCAAGCGAUCCUCCUGCCUUGGCCUCCCAGAGUGCCAGGAUUACAGGUAUGAGCCACUUCACCCAGCCUAAGCCUUAGAUAUCUUACCUGUAAAAUGGCAGGCUGCACUGGUGAUGACAAAGUCCUUUUUUUCCUCUACACUCCGAAAGUCUAGGGUAUUUCACCCUUGGAAGAUGAACAGAAGAUGACAGGACAACCCGAGAGGAUAAAACAGGCAUGCUUCAAGCCAAGUGUUUGGAUCAUGUCAAGUCGUGGAGUGAAGAAGGCCAUGAACCCCUACUCCACAGCAGGCCACGGGGGAGCAGUUUGUCAAUACCCUCCCUCUUGGUUAAGGCAAGGUUUCAGCAUCAUCCUGGCUUCCUUUGGAAGGAUCCUUUGGGCUCAGGCCAAAGUAGGCACCUGCCCUCACCUGCAGUGCUGGGUUUCUCACUCUCCUCCAACAGACAGGGAGCUCCACAAUGCAAAGACCUCGCCACGCUCAUGGCUGUAUCUCCAGAGCCUAGCACUGUGCUUGGUAUACAGCAGGUGCUCCGUAAAUACUUGCCAAAUGACUGAAUGCAUCAUGCCAGCAUCAGGAUGCCUCCGCAGCCUGUGCGAGCUGGCGAGAUCAGAGGAAGAGGAAAACUUCUGGACUCCUGCCACGCCUUACAUUAGCAGCAUCUUCUCUGAGGCCUGACAGCCGGCCUCCUGGGAUGCCAUUUGAGCCAGCUUAAUUCCGGUCACUGCUUCACCUUGGAAAGGCAGCCGCAGCCCUCACCGAGUGGCCCAGUAAUUGACAUCACAGCAGUGCUAGGAGCUGCCCUAUUAAUAUUUGAUGUGGCCUCGCUGCGGCAAAGCCCCGGUCUCCAAGAGCUGGAGGGGCCGUGCAGAGUCUCCAUGGGGUCGUGGGGCGGGCAGGGGUGGGAAAGGGCUUCAUAAACCAUAAGGCCCCAGCAGAUGAGCAUUACGCUGACCCAUUUUAGUCCCUGGCUUAACUCAGGAAGAGCCGGGCAGCAUGUGCUUGCAGUGGGACAAGAAGACUGCUGACUGAGCCCAAGCACUGAAUACAUGGGGGAUUAGGGGUUCCCGGGGACAUUUCCUGGAGACAGGGGAGGGCAGAACCCUGGCGCCGGCCAGAUCUGGACUCCACUCGAGCCUGGCCCUGCCCAGCUGUGUGACCGGGGCAACUGGACUGCUGAGCCUCAGCUCCCUCGUCUGUGAAAUGGCCUAAGACUUGCCUGUGCUGCUGCUGUGAGGAUGGACUGAGACACGCGGUGCAGAGGCCCUAGCUUGCCACAUAACAGGACGUCCACAAAUGCCGAGUCCCUUCUCCCAGACGGGCCUGGGACCUGAAGCUGGAGAGAGGAGGUGUGGGGCCCUUCCCGCAUUCAUUGGCCAGAGUGAUGGCAGAAGGGAAGAAACAGCAAGGAGGCACAGAAAGGUGACCUUGGAGCCAAACACCUCGGGUUUGGACUUUCCACCAUGGUGGCCCGGACAAGCAGAGACACCAGAGAGAGGAUGGGCAGACAGCCCCAGGAUGGCAGAAGCAGAAGGGCCCUCACAGAUAAUCUCUCUGCCCAUCGGACCCCUCUGUUUGGCAGAUGAAGGUACUGAGGGUCCAGGAGGGAGCAGACAGUGCCAGAGGCUCACACGCAGAGCGGUUGAUCUGGUCUGCAGCCCUCCGGGGCCCCAUCGCCUGGCAUGUAUCCAAGGCCACCUCCCAGGUGGGGCCGGUAGAUGGGUUGGCAGAUAGCAUGUGAUGCCCCAUUCCUGGUGCGGACCCCACUCCUCUGGCCUGCACAGUAGGAGGAGCCUCAUCCCCUGCCCCUUGGUCUCCCUCUAGUCUAUUUUCCUGCAAAUCCUGGGAGCUUCCUAAAAUAUAAAUAUGAACUUGUAGUCUCCCUGCUUAAAACCCUUCCACGAUCCCGCAUUUAAAGUUACCAGGAGGAAUCCUAGCACUCUGGGAGGCCGAGGUGGGCGGAUUGCUUGAGGUCAGGAGUUCGAAACCAGCCUGAGCAACAG
Molecule: messenger RNA, 2016 nt
Organism: Microcebus murinus (gray mouse lemur)
Lineage: Eukaryota; Metazoa; Chordata; Mammalia; Primates; Cheirogaleidae
Source: RefSeq, a predicted model, not a curated record